GUCGAGCUUUAGAGCCAAAUUUGAAGGAGCUGAGGCUCGGGGACGCAGCCAAGAAGCUGGAUCUUUCGCGGUUUCCACGGCUGCCUGGGCCCGUUGAGUCCAGUGAUCAUGCCUAUCCGUGCACUAUGCACCAUCUGCUCCGACUUCUUCGACCACUCGCGCGACGUUGCUGCCAUCCACUGCGGCCACACCUUCCACCUGCAGUGCCUCAUCCAGUGGUUCGACACAGCACCCAGUCGGACCUGCCCACAGUGCCGAGUCCAGGUUGGCAAGAGAACCAUUAUCAAUAAGCUCUUCUUCGACCUUGCCCAGGAGGAGGAGGGUGUCCUAGAUGCCGAAUUCUUAAAGGUGCAGCUUCCUUUGUGCACAAGGGACCGGAUUGGCAGAAACCUCUCAAGGAAGUGGGAUUGGAGUUCGCAAAAUGAACUGGAUAACGUCAGGGCCCAGCUUUCCCACAAAGAGAGGGAGAAACGGGACAGCCAGGACGUCAUCGACACUCUGCGGGCCACGCUGGAAGAACGCAACGCCACCGUGGAAUCUCUGCAGGGGGCCUUAGACGAGGCCGAAAUGCUGUGCUCCACCCUCAAGAAGCAGAUGAAGUUCUUGGAGCAGCAGCAGGAUGAGACCAGACAGGCACGGGAGGAGGCCCGCCGACUCAGGGGCAAAAUGCAGACCAUGGAGCGGAUUGAGCACCUACUCAAGAGCCAGCGGCCUGAAGUGGAGGAGAUGAUCCGAGACAUGGGCGUGGGCCAGUCAGCAGUGGAGCAGCUGGCUGUGUACUGCGUGUCCCUCAAGAAAGAGUACGAGAAUCUGAAAGAGGCACGGAAGGCCUCAGGGGAGCUAGUAGACAAGCUGAAGAAGGACUUGUUUUCUUCCAAAAGCAAGUUGCAGACAGUCUACUCGGAACUGGACCAGACCAAGUUGGAGCUGAGGUCAGCCCAGAAGGAUCUGCAGAACGCUGACAGGGAAAUCGCGAGCCUGAAAAAAAAGCUAACGAUGCUGCAGGAAACCCUGAACCUGCCACCAGUGGACAGUGAGACUGUGAACCGCCUGGUUUUAGAGAGCCCAGCCCCUGUAGAGAUGCUGAACCUGAAGCUUCGGCGGCCAGCCUUCAGUGAUGAGAUCGACCUCAAUGCCACCUUUGAUGUGGAUACCCCCCCAGCCCGGCCCACCGGCAUUCGGCAUGGCCAUGCCAAGAAGCUCUGCCCAGAGACGGCACACUCUCCCAUUCAGGAUGCUCCCAAGAAGGUGUCCAAAGCCUGCAGGCAGGAGACCCAGCUCUCGCUGGGCGGCCAGCACUGUGUGGGAGAACCAGAUGAGGAGCUGGCUGGCGCCUUCCCUCUCUUCAUCCGGAAUGCCGUCCUGGGCCUGAAACAGCCCAAGAGAGCCAGGGCAGAGUCCUGCCGCAGCACAGAUGCAGUGCGGACCGGCUUCGAUGGUCUUGGGGGCCGGACAAAAUUCAUCCAGCCUACUGACACAACUAUUAUCCGCCCACUACCUGUGAAGCCCAAGGCCAAGGCGAAGCAGAAAGUCGGGGCCAGGAAGGGGCUCCCUCCCUCCCAGGCCAAGCUGGACACUUUCCUGUGGUAGAGAGAACAGUGCAUCUGAUUGAUGGCCACAUGGAUGCCUCUGACUUGUAUGUCCAAGACCGACUCAGCGGGGGUUUGUGGGGCAGAGCCCCUCUCCCAGGACCAGUCUCAAAGGCUGUGGUGGACAAUAAGUGGGGCUGAGGGUCAGGCCUAGAGGAUGUGCUUUUCCGUAGCAUACCCUGGCCCGCCGCCACCAUACUGGGCCUAGCGGUCACCGUUGCCACCAGCGGGGCUUGCUCCUUGUUGGAAGCGCCUAUUUAUUGCCAGGACCACAUGUUGGGCCACUUCUGAUCGUCCAGACCAGGUCGGCUGUGUGGACCAGGGUGCCGGAGACUUCCCAGGCGGCUUUAGCCUGCCCAAGCUCUGCCUGCUUCUGGCUUCUUGCUAGGCAUGGCCUGGGCCCAGCAGAAUGGGGAUGGGGGGCAGUGGUAGGGAGAGAAUAGGGGCAAGUUUUCUGUGUUGGAAAUAAAAAAAAAAA
Molecule: messenger RNA, 2067 nt
Organism: Artibeus jamaicensis (Jamaican fruit-eating bat)
Lineage: Eukaryota; Metazoa; Chordata; Mammalia; Chiroptera; Phyllostomidae
Gene: TRAIP
Product: TRAF interacting protein
Exons: 16
Coding region: 109-1590 (493 amino acids)
Source: RefSeq, a predicted model, not a curated record